This is a messenger RNA of Arabidopsis thaliana (thale cress), 1827 nucleotides long. Its product is annotated as DUF1995 domain protein, putative (DUF1995). The coding region runs from base 203 to 1228 and encodes 341 amino acids. The record is from RefSeq and is marked reviewed. Lineage: Eukaryota; Viridiplantae; Streptophyta; Magnoliopsida; Brassicales; Brassicaceae. The transcript is spliced from 10 exons.
GUUUAUUAUUCGUUUCACUUGAAGUUUCAAACCUCUCUUUUCCAGCAGAGAGAAGGAUAAAAGUUUUCACAAAUUAAGUAAGACCCCUAAACUUCUAUUUUAUUUAUAAAGAGCCACAAAUAUUAUAAUUUCACAAAUACACCCAUGUGUUCCAGUUGUUUGAGUAAAAUCUACUUCAAUUGAUUUGCCAAAGGCUUGCCUCAUGGCUUAUUCUUCAGUACCAAGCUGUUUCCAUGGCUAUCUUCUCCAUCGUUGUUCGUUCUCCACCACACAAUUUUUCUCGGGUUCUCUCUCUUGUGGCUUCUCUGCUUCUACCAAUUCAAGACUAAGAACAUGUGUCAAAUUCGAGAAGUUUCAGGGUGACUCUCCUCUUGAACAGAACACUUCAGUUUCUUCUUCCUCUUCUGUUUCACAGGAACUACCAUUAGAAGAAGCUCAAGACCAACUAGAAGAAGAAGAAGAUGAUGAUGACUGUUUGCCUAAUGAUUUGGAAGGAGCUGUUAGGCAAUCAGGUGAAGCAGGUGCUGCGUUUGUGAACUCAGGAGGAAAUAGAGCUAUUGUGGAGCUUUUGAUUCCUCAGCUGCAGUUUUUAGACGAUGAAGGUGCACAAGCUGAACUUUGGGACCUUUCGCGUGUUUUCUUGGAGACUCUCAUUAAAGAAACAGGUUGUGAGAGAGUUAAAGCUGUAUUUCCAGACGCUGGAGCUGCUGCAUUGCUAAAAUACCGGUGGAAAGAUGCAACGUUCGGAUUUGCUAGCUUAAGUGACCGGAAACCUGUGGAGAAAGAAGAUGAGAUCAUUGUCAUGGUUGUUCCUGAUUACCAAAUGCUGGAAUAUGUUGAGAAAAUUGCUAAUGGGCUUGCUGAUGACCCGCCAAGGCCUCUCAUUAUGUGGAACCCUCGUCUUAUAAGCGAGGAAGUCGGGGUUGGGUUUAACGUGAGAAAACUAAGGCGUUACUUCCUAAGUUCAUUCACUACGGUUUACUCUAUGAGACCUCUGGCUGCUGGUGCUGUUUUCAGGUGUUAUCCUGGUAAGUGGAAAGUCUUCUAUGAUAACAAAGACAGACCAGGCCGAUACCUACUCGCUAAAGAACUCAUUGGUCGACCUGAUGCAGAGGAUCUUGAGAUAAUAUAUGGGGGAGUAGAAGAGAAAUCAGAAGAAGGGCCAUCUUUAAUGAGUCAAGCUGCUGGAAUUUUCUCAUCCAUUAACAGGUUCAUGAAAUCAAUGUGAAGAUGAUUUCUUCUCUGCAGUGUAAUACUAUUCACAUGUCCUGGUAUUAGAAAUGUAACCAAAGGGUAUUACUGUAUAUCUUUCUAUGCUAUUACAUCAUGAAGAGUAUAAUACGUACUGGUAAAGAGUUCUGUUCCUUCUAUACUUCAGUGAACCACUCUGGUCGAGAAAAUUAAUCCGAAUCAACCCAAAAGUCAGUUUUGUACCUAAACUGCAGUCUGCAGAUACUAUGUACUAGUUCUAUCAUCAUAACAUGAAAAUAUCGAAGUUUUGCAACUUGUUCUGUUUGCGAUUGACACUUUGUCUAUCCUAAGCUGGAAAUGCUACCUAGAGUUCUUGAGAGCCUUCAGAAUCUAAAAUGACUCGUCAUAGUGGUGGAUUUGGAUAUGACCACAGAAAGGGAGGAACUAAAACUUUCAUCAUCCGUGCCUCUGUUUGAUGUCAUCACUCAGAGUUUGCAGAUAUAAAGAAGCAGCUUCCGUGAAGUUCAAAGCUAAAAUGAAAGUGGCAAGGUACACUGUAGAGAACUCAGUGGUUAUCAGGAAAUUAACUUGUUCUGCAUUUGAGUAUUUCCAUGCUAGAACAAGGGUAUCUACAAG